Racocetra fulgida is the source of this 231-nucleotide messenger RNA. NCBI's taxonomy places the organism in Eukaryota, Fungi, Glomeromycota, Glomeromycetes, Diversisporales, Gigasporaceae. The record is from the annotation of a GenBank genome assembly.
AUGACCGAAGAAACUCAUAACGCGCCCGUUGAACCAAACGCAGUUGAAGAGCCAUUGGAUUUGGUCCGUUUAUCACUUGAUGAACGAAUAUAUGUGAAAUUACGCGGGGAUCGAGAAUUACGUGGCAAACUUCAUGCAUAUGAUGGUCAUUUGAAUAUGGUUUUAGGGGACGUCGAAGAAACUAUUACAGUCGUAGAAAUCAAUGAAGAAACUUACGAAGAAGUGAUUCGU